Messenger RNA from Nilaparvata lugens (brown planthopper), 333 nucleotides. RefSeq lists its product as uncharacterized. NCBI's taxonomy places the organism in Eukaryota, Metazoa, Arthropoda, Insecta, Hemiptera, Delphacidae. The transcript has a single exon. The record is from RefSeq and is a predicted model, not a curated record. Bases 1 to 333 code for a protein of 110 amino acids.
AUGUCAGCAAACGAGAGAAGAAGACAUGUUGGUGAUCUGGAAUGUGGUGGAGGAGUUUGGCUUCAAAAUGUGAGGCAGUUCAAGUACUUGGGUUCGCUUCUCAAUAGUGAGAACAAGGUACGAGCGGACGUGGAAAGCAGGAUUUUAGCUGCAAACAAGGCGUACUUUGUCCACAUGAAACUAAUGAAGUCAAAGCUCUUAUCACGCAUGUCUAAGCUGCGGCUAUACAAAACACUGAUCAGACCAGUGGCCACCUAUGGUGCUGAGACGUGGACGCUGACUAGUGGAGAAGAGCAAGCAUUGCGUGUUUUGUUUUUGAGAGAAAAAUUGUAA